GUUGUUUAGCUGCUGAAGAAACGAAAGAAGAGAAGUUUCCCUCCAACCCAAUACAAACAAGAACGUAAUCUCCCCUCUUUUGAUGAUUCCUGUUCGACCCAGUUGCCAUCGAGAUUGAAUUUCGUCCCGCAAAUCCCAAUGUCGAUGGCAAGCUAACGCAGUUUCGAUAAAAAGAAAGAAGAAGUCGCAAUGAAGGGCAAGAAUUCUUCGCCGGAGGUACAGAUCAAGGUGCGCGGGCAGCGCGGGGACGGCAGGGCGGCAGCAAGGGCGGAGGACCAAGUGUUCAGCGAGGUCAGGUACAGACGAUGGGUGCCGUGGCUGGUCCCGUCGUUCGUGGCGGUCAACGUGGUGAUGUUCGUGGUGACCAUGUACGUGAACGAUUGUCCCAAGAAAUCCGGCUUUUGCAUCGCCAGGUUUCUGGGGAGGUUCUCUUUUCAAACGCUCAAGGAGAAUCCUCUGCUUGGGCCUUCAUCAGAUACGUUAUACAAGAUGGGCGCAUUAGAAGUUGCUGACGUGGUUCAGAAUCACCAGGCUUGGCGCCUAUUUACCUGCAUAUGGUUGCAUGCUGGGGUUUUCCAUGUGCUGGCAAAUAUGUUGAGUCUAGUUUUCAUAGGGAUCCGACUUGAACAGGAAUUUGGUUUUGUUCGAAUCGGGCUACUGUAUGUUAUAUCUGGCUUUGGUGGGAGUUUGUUAUCAGCCCUGUUCAUUCAAUCUAGUAUCUCGGUUGGUGCAUCGGGUGCCCUUUUUGGUUUGCUAGGGAGCAUGCUCUCCGAACUCAUUACAAACUGGACAAUAUACGCGAACAAGUUAGCAGCAUUGUUAACUCUCAUCGUCAUCAUUAUAAUAAAUCUCGCAAUGGGUAUUCUGCCUCAUGUGGACAACUUUGCUCAUAUUGGGGGAUUUCUUUCUGGUUUUCUUCUUGGCUUCGUGUUUCUAAUUCGGCCCCAGUUCGGGUGGGUUAGCCAAAGAAAUGCUCUUCCUGGAUAUCCAACCGCUUCGCUUAAACCAAAGCACACGAUGUAUCAGUAUGUGCUAUGGGUGGUUUCUGUGAUUCUACUGAUCUCAUGGUUUACGGUUGGCCUGGUGAUGCUCUUCCGUGGAGUUAAUGCAAAUAAAUACUGCUCGUGGUGUCAUUAUAUGAGCUGCUUCCCCACCUCAAAAUGGAGCUGCAAAUCGCAACUAGUAUCCUGCAUGAUGAACCAAACUGGGAAUGUGCUUGACUUGACAUGCCUAAGCAACGGGAAAAGCAACGUUUAUGUAUUGUCGGACGAUGAUCCUUCCGUGAUCCAGCAUUUAUGUACGCAGUUAUGCAGUUAAUACUGACUCACAAGAACAGGUAUAGGAGCUUUGCAUAAGCAAUAUUUCUUGCUGUACAUAAUUCGAAUCCGCAUUGGCAGAGAACAUUGUCUCGCAUCCCUUCAAAAAGAAUUAGGAAAAAAAAAAAAAGAGCCAAUGCACUAGAACUGAUUAUGACUUAGCUCAGAGCCAUUUUAUUAGCUCAAUCCACCAGCAAAUUAGUACUCGAACGUCAGUCUUAUGAGGUGAACUGGAUGAAUGAAUCACGUUCUUGCUUUGACAUAUGACGAGGAAAAGUCGAAAACGCAAUGUGACACAAGUGGACUCUUAGGAAUCCCAGUGGAAUCCUAAAGUAUCAGAUGCUGUUGAGAAACCGAAACGAUAUCUAUGCAUCGCAUGCUCAUGAAAUGUACUUGUCACUAUUGACAAACAGCACCGCUCCGCAGAAGGUAAAAUUCACCAGCGCAGUUGCACACAAGAAGCAGUUUUAGCUAACUAGAGGAUGCUCCAUUUACUCUGUUCUUGCACGGAAGUGAAGAUAGGACAGAGUGUGAUUUGCCCUUGGGUAGUGCAAGACCUGUUCAUAUCAAUAGUCACUUUUGAGCUAGUCAUAUAUAUGGUGCUGCUGUUAAAUCUUUCUGGUUUUGACAGUUCACUCAGUGUAAGUCUUUUGCACACUAUAGUGCCUAUAUUUUGUUUGACGAACAUGUAAUAAUUUGGAGGUACUGCAGAAAGAGUCGAUAUCGCGGCUGUUGAAUCAA
This is a messenger RNA of Syzygium oleosum, 2057 nucleotides long. RefSeq names its product RHOMBOID-like protein 1. Gene Ontology annotation, molecular function: serine-type endopeptidase activity. The record is from RefSeq and is a predicted model, not a curated record. Gene Ontology annotation, biological process: proteolysis. The transcript has 6 exons. NCBI's taxonomy places the organism in Eukaryota, Viridiplantae, Streptophyta, Magnoliopsida, Myrtales, Myrtaceae. Gene Ontology annotation, cellular component: membrane. The coding region runs from base 190 to 1317 and encodes 375 amino acids.